Messenger RNA from Acinonyx jubatus (cheetah), 1503 nucleotides. RefSeq names its product proteasome 26S subunit, non-ATPase 14 (gene PSMD14). The record is from RefSeq and is a predicted model, not a curated record. The transcript is spliced from 12 exons. The coding region runs from base 255 to 1187 and encodes 310 amino acids. Gene Ontology annotation, biological process: proteasome-mediated ubiquitin-dependent protein catabolic process; protein deubiquitination. NCBI's taxonomy places the organism in Eukaryota, Metazoa, Chordata, Mammalia, Carnivora, Felidae. Gene Ontology annotation, cellular component: proteasome regulatory particle, lid subcomplex. Gene Ontology annotation, molecular function: proteasome binding; metallopeptidase activity; protein binding.
CGCGGAGCCAGAGCCCGGCGGAGUCUGAGUCGCCGCUGCAGCUGCUGCCGUCUUCGCCGUCUCCGCGUCACCGCAGGUGGGAGACGAGAAUCCAGACCGCGGCCUCCCGUCCCCGCCCGCUUUCAGGAGAGAGAGAGAAAAAAAGUACUUGGGAAAAGUUAUACCUGUCAGUAUUAGCAGGAGCUUAAGAAGAAAUUUGUCAAACAACGAAUUGAAGCUUAACACCACAAGAGUUGUAGUUACUGACCAGAAAUAUGGACAGACUUCUUAGACUUGGAGGAGGUAUGCCUGGACUGGGCCAGGGGCCACCCACAGAUGCUCCUGCAGUGGACACAGCAGAGCAAGUAUAUAUUUCUUCCCUUGCACUGUUAAAAAUGUUAAAGCAUGGUCGUGCUGGAGUUCCAAUGGAAGUUAUGGGUCUUAUGCUUGGAGAAUUUGUUGAUGAUUACACCGUCAGAGUGAUUGAUGUGUUUGCUAUGCCACAGUCAGGAACAGGUGUCAGUGUGGAGGCAGUUGAUCCAGUGUUCCAAGCCAAAAUGUUAGAUAUGUUGAAGCAGACAGGAAGGCCUGAGAUGGUUGUUGGUUGGUAUCACAGUCACCCUGGCUUUGGUUGUUGGCUUUCUGGUGUGGAUAUCAACACUCAGCAGAGCUUUGAAGCCUUGUCGGAGAGAGCUGUGGCAGUGGUUGUGGAUCCCAUUCAGAGUGUAAAAGGAAAGGUUGUUAUCGAUGCCUUCAGAUUGAUCAAUGCUAAUAUGAUGGUCUUAGGACAUGAACCAAGACAAACAACCUCAAAUCUGGGUCAUUUAAACAAGCCAUCUAUCCAGGCGUUAAUUCACGGACUAAACAGACACUACUACUCCAUUACUAUUAACUACCGAAAAAAUGAACUGGAACAGAAGAUGUUGCUAAAUUUGCAUAAGAAGAGUUGGAUGGAAGGUUUGACACUUCAGGACUACAGUGAACACUGUAAACACAAUGAAUCAGUGGUAAAAGAGAUGUUGGAAUUAGCCAAGAAUUACAAUAAGGCUGUAGAAGAAGAAGAUAAGAUGACACCUGAACAGCUGGCAAUAAAGAAUGUUGGCAAGCAGGACCCCAAACGUCAUUUGGAGGAACAUGUGGAUGUACUUAUGACUUCAAAUAUCGUCCAGUGUUUAGCAGCUAUGUUGGAUACUGUCGUAUUUAAAUAAAACAAUGCAAAAGGCUAUUAGUGAUACUUUUCAGCGUAUAUUCCUCUAUUGUUCCUAAUGCUCAAAAUCAAGGGACCUCUGAAGGUGUGUUUGGUUCAAUGUAAGACAUCUGGCAUCAUUUGCAGCACUGUAACACCUUCAGUCUCAGUUGUGCAAUUACUUCUGUUUCUUUGGUCAGGGUCUUUGCAGAUUCCAAAGUUGUAUAAGAAUACAUCAAAGUGGACAAAUUUUGUUAAGAUCCCAUUUAAUAUUUGAAGAAAACAGUAACAAAUAUAUUUUGAUUGUUGCUUACAAAAUAAAAUACAUUUACAAUCUA